CCGGUCCCGGCCCGGUCCCGGUCCCGGUCCCGCAGAGCCCGGCUGGGUGCUGACGGAGCCAGAGCGGCGGCCGGGGCGACCCGCCGGCCCGAGCGCGCUGGGGCAUGGCCGUCAAUGUGUAUUCCACGUCCGUGACCAGCGAGAACCUGAGCCGCCACGACAUGCUGGCCUGGGUGAACGACUCCCUGCAGCUCAACUACACCAAGAUCGAGCAGCUCUGCUCAGGUGCUGCCUACUGCCAGUUCAUGGACAUGCUGUUCCCCGGCUGCGUCCACCUGCGGAAGGUGAAGUUCCAGGCCAAGCUGGAGCACGAGUACAUCCACAACUUCAAGGUGCUGCAGGCCGCCUUCAAGAAGAUGGGAGUGGACAAAAUCAUCGCGGUGGAGCGGUUGGUGAAAGGGAAGUUCCAGGACAACUUCGAGUUCAUCCAGUGGUUCAAGAAGUUCUUUGACGCCAACUACGACGGGAAGGAGUACAACCCGCUGCUGGCGCGGCAGGGCCAGGACGUCGCGCCCCCUCCAAACCCAGGUGAUCAGAUCUUCAACAAACCCAAGAAACCCAUUGGCACUGCAGUCCCCCAGAGGACCUCUCCCACCGGCCCCAAGAGCACGCAGAACCCGGCGCGCGUGAGCAACGUCCCCAGCAACAUCCUGCGGAAAAACUCCCCCGCGGCCCGCAACGGGGGCACCGAGGCCGACGCGCAGAUCCUGGAGCUCAACCAGCAGCUGAUGGACCUGAAGCUGACGGUGGACGGGCUAGAGAAGGAGCGGGACUUCUACUUCAGCAAACUGCGGGACAUCGAGCUGAUCUGCCAGGAGCACGAGAACGAGAACAGCCCCAUCAUCACGGGCAUCAUCAGCGUCCUCUACGCCACGGAGGAGGGCUUCGCCCCGCCUGAGGACGACGAGAUCGAGGAGCAGCAGCCAGAGGACCAGGACGAGUACUAGCCCCGGCACGCUCCCGCGCCCCGCGCCGAACCACCCCGCGUCGUUCCCCGACCAUAGACAUUGGAGGUUUUGAGUUUGUCCGCCUCGCCCUGCACUGUCACACAUCGUAACAGCGUCCAACCAGCCAGGCAGCCGAGCCAGCGGUCUCCACCUCCAGCAGAUCCUGCGGGAAGCCGCUGGCUGCAUAAUAAAUAUAUAUAAAUACAUAGAGGAGAACACGGUUGUAAAUACGCCAGCGGCUGGUGGGUGGGGAAGGGCUCUGGCCGCCGUGCCCGGGGCCGCCAGCCCGCGCCACCUCCACCCCAUAUUUAUUUCAGUCGUCGUCUUUGGUGUGAGUGCCGCAGCUGCCGAGGAGCCUGCUCCUGCCCGCCCCCGCCCGCCCCGCUGUACUAUAGUUAAAGGUUAAGUCCGUUGUAUAUUUUCCCGGGGCGGAUCUUACUUGCACUUUGCCUGCGCUGGCUGCGCCCCACCGGCCCCGGUGCCCCGUGUAGAUGGGUUGGAGCAAACAGCGCUGGAGAUCUCUGCGUUGGGGGUCGGAGCCCACCCAGCAGCCUGGGGGCGUCGGGGAGGACGCGGCUCGGAAAAGGGAGCUGGAAGAAUAAGGAAAAAUAAGAAAAAUAACGAUAAUAAAAAAAGCCAGCCCGGCUGAAGAAGCGGCCGCUCGCCCCGCGGGCGGGCGGCGGGGGACGGCCACGGGGGGCUUUGCCGGCCCCGGGGAAGGGCGUCCCGGAGGCGAGGGGCCCGCCGGCGCCCUUGGGUGCUGCUCGCGGGGCCGUCGCGGUGGCGGCGCGCUCCGAGCCCCGGGGCAGGGGCAGCGCGCUCGGACGAGGAUGGCACGCAGCGUCCGCCCCGGCCGUCUCCCCGUUCGCAUUGCUUGUCCGGUCGGUCACACUGGUUGCAAAGCCCGCAUCUGUGUUUAAGUUUUAUUUAAAAUAAACUCGUGUGGUAAAAGAU
Molecule: messenger RNA, 1901 nt
Organism: Rhea pennata
Lineage: Eukaryota; Metazoa; Chordata; Aves; Rheiformes; Rheidae
Gene: MAPRE3
Product: microtubule associated protein RP/EB family member 3
Exons: 7
Coding region: 105-947 (280 amino acids)
Biological process (GO): spindle assembly; regulation of microtubule polymerization or depolymerization; protein localization to microtubule
Cellular component (GO): microtubule plus-end; cytoplasmic microtubule; spindle midzone
Molecular function (GO): microtubule plus-end binding
Source: RefSeq, a predicted model, not a curated record